UAAAUCAAGCAGACUUUUUUUUUUUCUUCACAAAAUUGAAGAAAAGUUUAUUCAUGUAACCGUUUUUAAGUUCACAUUUUACUCUCUGAUUAAACUUGGGAGAGAAUUGAAAACAAAAAACAAAAAUCAAUGAAUCAAAGGCAAUCAAUAAUUAAGGUUUUGAAAUUGAAAAACCAACCAAUCCUAUAUUCCUAUGUAUCACUGAGCAUUCAAUUUAUCUUUCAUACUUAUUCUAUAACUUUAAUUAUUUUACAAUCGAGUAGAAGUUUGUAAGGAUAUACAAGGCAGAGGCAGAGGUUUGGCUACGAAGUGGAAGGGCUACCGUGGUCGGAGGUGUAUAUUUCGUCAGUGUACUACUGCGAUCAGUGACUGUAACUGCGUCACCGCCUGACGUGGAGUCCUACCUGGUGGCCGCCGAUAAUCCUUCUCCCACUGUGCGGCGGCUGCGCUUCCGGUUUGAAAUACGACCAAGAUGGACACAUAUACUCACAUCCUCUCUUCUAUACACACCAUUAAGACCAAGGUUAAUGAUUUUCUUUUACUGUAAUUUUCUUCUUCUUCUUCUUCUUCAAAACGUGCAAUGAGAAUUAGACUCUGUUGAUGGGUGUUAUAUACUCAUUUGGCUUUCACUUAUUUGCUUUUGCUCCCUUUGUGGUUUCUACUGCUGACAGGUUUUUAGCUUUGUGGUCUCUCCCUCUUUAUUAGUUUUUUGUUAAGAGUUCUAUGUAUCGAUAUAUACCCCUUCAGCAUAUUUUUCAUUUUAUUUUAUAAAAACCCUAACUUGCAUCUGGUGGCUGAGAAAUUGUAGGAAAAUCAAAGUUUCUGAUUUGAUUUUUAUUUUACUCUUCUUUGUUUUGGCAUUUUUAAGUUUUGAGUAUUUCUUUUUUCUUUUCGGAUUUGGGAUUUGGUUGUCAACAUUUUUUAAAGGAGGUAUACUUUUCAAACAUUAGUUUAAAGAAUAGGGUUGAAUUGAUUUGUAAAAUCCAUGUCAGCAAGAAUUUGGAACUCAAAUUUGUCACCAUUGGGUUUCAGUGACGAUGAUCUUUUAGUAUGGAGGGCAUACAUUGAUAGGUUCCUAGGCAUUUCUUUGAGACUUGAGAUCUUUAUAUUAGAGUUCUGCUUUCCAAUUUUAGUGUGUGUCUUUUGAUUCUUUUUGGCUUCCCUUAAUUUUGAUUUAAUAAUUGUUUAAUUAACCCUUUGUUAUACAAAUGUAUUCUGGUGGUUUGGCUUUGACUACAUUCUUCACAUUUUGUGACUUAAUGUGUAAUUUUUAAGGGUUUAUUUUAUUUUAUUUUUUUAGCAUCAUUUAUGAGAAAUUCCAUAUGCAGAAGAAAAGUAGUAGAUAAAUAGUCUCAAUUCACCUGUAAGAACAAAAAUAGUUGUUUGAGUAUUUGAUGUUCAGGCAUCAUGGAGGUAGACGAGGAAAUUUUUGUCUCAACCUCCCUUGACGAGCCUGUGGUUGCAAUGACUAAUGGGCAGAAUGUGGUUUCUGCAACUGAUCGAAUUCCACCACUACCAGUUCAACCUGUCAUUCCACCACUAAUCCCACCUGCAACUGUGCCUCCUAUUGCCCCAAUUCCCUGAGCAUUGGCACCUCUCCCUGCCUGUCCACCUGUCCUUAGGCCACACCGGCCACAAAAUGGUGAGACUGGGGGUGGUGAUUCAGAUUCUGACCACGACGACUCGGGCCUUAAUAAGACUGCUGCAGAUUCAGCUGCAGAAUAUGAGAUUUCAGAAGAGAGCAGACUGGUCAAGGAGCAGCAUGAGAAAGCUAUGCAAGAACUUCUGAUGAAGAGACGUGCUGCUGCUCUUGCGGUGCCUACUAAUGACAUGGCUGUGCGGGUUCGUCUCCGAAGGCUUGGCGAACCCGUAACUCUUUUUGGAGAAAGGGAGAUGGAAAGACGGGACCGUUUGCGAAUGCUUAUGGCAAAGCUGGAUGCUGAAGGGCAAUUGGAGACGCUCAUGAAAGCUCACGAAGAGGAGGAAGCUGCAGCUUCUGCAACAACAACAGAAGGAGCUGAUGACGAAAUGGUUCAGUAUCCAUUUUAUACUGAAGGCUCAAAAGCUCUUUUAGAAGCUCGAUUGGACAUUGCUAAAUAUUCUAUUUUGAGGGCAGCUUUACGUCUACAGCGUGCUAGGAGGAAAAGGGAUGAUCCAGAUGAAGACGUGGAUGCAGAGAUUGAUUGGACUUUGAAGCAGGCUGGAAGCUUGGUCCUUGAUUGCAGUGAAAUUGGAGAUGAUCGGCCACUUUCAGGAUGUACCUUUUCACAUGAUGGAAAGAUGCUUGCCACGUGUGCUUUAAAUGGAGUUGCCAAAUUAUGGAGCAUGCCUCAAGUAAAAAAGGUUUCUGCUUUAAAGGGACACACAGAACGUGCAACUGAUGUUGCAUUUUCUCCUACAGACAACUAUAUAGCAACUGCAUCUGCUGAUCGCACUGCAAAGUUAUGGAACACAGAUGGGUCUCUCAUAAAGACGUUUGAGGGGCAUUUGGAUCGUCUAGCUCGUAUUGCCUUCCAUCCAUCAGGGAAGUACUUUGGCACUACCAGCUUUGACAAGACUUGGAGAUUAUGGGAUAUCGAUACUGGUGUAGAGUUGCUUCUCCAAGAAGGUCACAGUAGAAGUGUAUAUGGGUUAUCCUUUCAUCAUGAUGGAUCUUUAGCAGCAUCCUGUGGAUUGGAUGCACUUGCUCGAGUAUGGGAUCUUCGGUCUGGGAGAAGUAUUCUUGCCUUUGAAGGGCAUGUCUAGCCGGUUCUUGGUAUUAGUUUUUCUCCCAAUGGCUAUCACUUGGCUACUGGUGGUGAAGACAAUACUUGUCGAAUUUGGGAUUUAAGGAAGAGGAAAUCCUUGUACACCAUACCUGCUCACUCAAAUCUUAUUUCUCAAGUCAAAUUUGAGCCUCAAGAUGGGUAUUUUCUGGUCACUGCUUCAUAUGAUAUGUCUGCUAAGGUAUGGUCAUCCAGAGAUUUUAAGCCUGUCAAGACGCUAUCUGGUUAUGAAGCAAAAGUUACAUCAUUGGAUGUGGUAGGAGAUGGACAGUACAUUGCAACUGUUUCACAUGAUCGGACUAUCAAGCUAUGGUCAAGCAGAAACAAUGGAAAGGAGAAGGCUAUGGAUAUUGACUAAAAUGCCUUUUGAAUUCCUCUUUCCGUCAGUGAGAAGACAUAAUUGUGGUGGCUUAUAUCUUUUACUAGUUUUAUUUAGAGCCCAAAACAUACAGAAUGCUCAUUGGAAUUUCCAUGUCUCAAAUGCCGAUGUUCGCCGUCCAAGAUUAACCUUUGCUGUUGAGCAUCUUUCAGCAAUAGUGGCGCACUUGGCCUCCACAAUGACAAUGGUUGUGUGAUCCAUCAUCAUCCAUGCAAGGAAAAAAAUUGCAUCUUGAGAGAUGAUAGUAUGCGAUUUGCUUUUCCUAUAACUAUGUACCCGAGUCAACGAUGGACAUAAUGUUUGUAUCUGCAGAGAUCAUUUUGACCGUCUCAUAAUUUGAUUUUUCUCAUAUGAAGGUUCAUUCGUUGAUUGAAGAUUUUCAGCUA
Molecule: messenger RNA, 3530 nt
Organism: Cornus florida
Lineage: Eukaryota; Viridiplantae; Streptophyta; Magnoliopsida; Cornales; Cornaceae
Product: U4/U6 small nuclear ribonucleoprotein PRP4-like protein
Exons: 5
Biological process (GO): mRNA splicing, via spliceosome
Cellular component (GO): U4/U6 x U5 tri-snRNP complex
Molecular function (GO): protein binding; U4 snRNA binding; U6 snRNA binding
Source: RefSeq, a predicted model, not a curated record